Molecule: messenger RNA, 675 nt
Organism: Ramularia collo-cygni
Lineage: Eukaryota; Fungi; Ascomycota; Dothideomycetes; Mycosphaerellales; Mycosphaerellaceae
Exons: 1
Coding region: 1-675 (224 amino acids)
Source: RefSeq, a predicted model, not a curated record
AUGUCUGCAGGCAAGUCCGACUUGCCUCGGAAAGAGGACCUCGUUCAAGCGGUAGACGCGCUGCAAAAGGCUGCCAAAGCACAAGAUGCUGCCAAAUCGCUGCGAGAAAAGGCGUCUGCAAUCGCAGAUCCCAAACAGCGGGAAAGAAUGAUCCAAGAUGCCUACGAGAAUGAGGUUGAGGCCCACGGACAGAGCAAGCUAGCACGCCGAUUGCAGAGUGGGACCUGGCAGGGUCUUGCCGGUGGCACUGGAAUAGGAGCCGGUGUGGGCAUGGGCGUGGGCACUGUAGUUGGCGUCGUUACGGGCGGACUCGUGUCGCUGCCCACGACUGCUCUGGGAGCAUUGAUAGGCUCUGGGGUAGGAGCUGUCCAUGGCCCAUGGAUCAAGCUGGGAGGACGGGACCGGAAGCUUGUAGAUGUUCCUCCGGAGGAACUUGUCGAUGCAGCUGCGGAAGAGAAGAUUGAGCAGAAUACGGACAAUAUGAACACUGCAACAACAUAUACCACGCCUUCGAGGAUUGGGAAGAAACAGCCUCGAAAGUUGGAGAUUCGGUCUCGUCCGAAAACGGAUGACAACACAGGCAAGACUGAGGAUGUUCUGGAUGGUGCUUCUCAUAGAGGCGGGCCGAAGAAACUUGAAAGACGCUCAUCUGGAAUAAAGCCUGACCGUUGCUGA